This is a messenger RNA of Sphaeroforma arctica JP610, 150 nucleotides long. RefSeq lists its product as hypothetical. The record is from RefSeq and is a predicted model, not a curated record. NCBI's taxonomy places the organism in Eukaryota, Ichthyosporea, Ichthyophonida. The transcript has a single exon. The annotation marks the transcript as partial.
GGACCUCCUGGGACUGGCAAAACGCGCACUAUCUUGGGCCUUCUGGCGGCCUACUUCAAGCAGCCACACUUGCCCCGGCGAUCGCGUGUACUGUUGUGUGCGCCGUCCAAUGCGGCUGUGGACGAAGUCGUGCGACGAAUCCUGGCUGUG